AUGCAGCAGGGAAAUUCAAAGGAAGAAUCAAGCAAGGUCAAGGUAGAAUCAUUCUUAGAUUUCUGGAAAGACCUCAAGUUUUUUCUCUUCUUUCAUAACAAACACCAUUUAGUCGACUACUUAUCUGAGAAGGAAAGCGAUGAGCUCACGGAAGCCGAGAAGGUCUUGCUCGAACAGAUAAUCCUGUCUGCCGUCGACGACAAACUUGAAAUGAAAUUGAGACUUGAUCGCAGACUCCAACGUGAUAAAAAGGAAGAUGAUUACGCUACUAAACUUUUUAGAAUUGUUAGGGGAAAGGCAUUCGGCGAAGAAGAUUUUUGGGAAGGAAGCUUGAGCGAUUAUGUCUCCACUAUAGUUCCUACUUAUGGGAAGACGGAUUGA
Molecule: messenger RNA, 381 nt
Organism: Hyphopichia burtonii NRRL Y-1933
Lineage: Eukaryota; Fungi; Ascomycota; Pichiomycetes; Serinales; Debaryomycetaceae
Exons: 1
Coding region: 1-381 (126 amino acids)
Source: RefSeq, a predicted model, not a curated record